AUGCCACUGUGUGAGAAAGGGAAUGAUCCAAUCGAUAGCUCUACUAUUGAUAGCCUCUGCGCUGCAUUUGACAAGACUUUGAAAUCCACCCCUGAUGUCCAAAAAUACAAUGAUGCUAUAAAUACAAUUUUCCAGCUAAGGCAAAAAUCUGAAUCUGGGAAAAUGCCGGCUGAUUUAACGAAUAGUGAAGCCCUUAAAGAUCGUCAGAAAAUCGAAGAAAUAUUGACCAGGUCUUACCAAGACCAUUCUGAGUCCCGCGUACAUUUAUCUAAACUUAUACAGAAUGAUAUUCCCUUCGCACUCAAUUUAUUUGAAAUAUUAUCAAGAUCAUCCAUCCACGUUUUCGUUGGUUGCUUUUCCAAUAAAGACGCAACAAUUGCAUUGUUAAAUGAGCUGCAAAUUAGGAUACACUAUGGCGAGGACACCCACGUCACGUAUUUACUGAGCAUAAUUCUACAACUAUUGAAUAAGUUCAAGUACAAUUUCAAGGAGGUGCGAUUUUUAGUGAAGGAACUUAUUUUGCGCAUAAGCGAAGAUGAAGUAAAAUCGAUGAUGCUUAUAAUUUUUGCUGAAUUACAAUCAAGCUUCCAAAAAGACUUUGAUAAAGCAGUGGUCGAUUUCAUGAGUAGCUUAAUUGUGGAGGCAGAAAUAGACGUUGGAAAUGAUCCAUUGUCCAUCAUAGUCAAAACCCUAUCAGAAUUAUAUCCUUCAUUGACAACACUUUGUUCUGAAAUAUUUUUGACCAAAGGACUAAGUAAGCUUUUUAAGAAGAGAGUAUUCGAAGAGCAGGAUUUACAGUUUACAAAAGAACUGCUGCGGUUAUUAUCUUCCGCGUGUAUUGAUGAGACCAUGAGAACGUAUAUUACAGAAAAUUACCUUCAACUAUUGGAAAGAUCACUAAACGUGGAAGAUGUACAAAUAUAUUCUGCAUUGGUGUUAGUUAAGACAUGGUCUUUCACAAAAUUAACGUGUAUAAACUUGAAGCAACUGUCCGAAAUCUUUAUAAACGCUAUUUCAAGACGUAUCAUGCCAAAAAUUGAAAAUGUCAAUGAAAGUGCGGUUAAGCUCGAGGAGGUUCCUAAAGUUGAAAUGUCCGUUGAAGCGCUGGCAUAUUUAAGUCUAAAGGCCUCGGUUAAGAUUAUGAUUAGGAGUAACGAGAGCUUUACUGAAAUUCUAUUAACUAUGAUUAAAAGCCAGAAAAUGACGCACUGUUUAUAUGGUCUCUUAGUUAUCAUGGCAAAUUUGUCCACUUUACCAGAGGAAUCCAAUGGUAGUUCACAGUCUAUCAAUGACUUAAAAAAUUACGCAGAUUUGAAGGGCCCAGGCGCAGACAAGGUAGGCGCAGAGAAAGAAUCAAAGGAAGAUAUUCUUUUGUUUAACGAAAAGUACAUAUUAAGGACCGAGCUGAUUUCCUUUUUGAAGAGGGAAAUGCACAAUUUGAGCCCCAAUUGUAAACAACAAGUGGUUAGGGUUAUAUAUAACAUAACCCGCUCGAAAAACUUCAUUCCUCAAUGCAUUUCACAAGGUGGUACAACUAUCAUCUUAGAAUAUUUGGCCAAUAAGCAGGACAUAGGGGAGCCAAUACGGAUUCUAGGGUGUCGGGCAUUAACAAGAAUGCUAAUAUUCACUAAUCCGGGUUUGAUAUUUAAAAAAUACUCUGCAUUAAACGCUAUCCCCUUCUUGUUCGAAUUGUUGCCAAGGUCUACGCCAGUGGAUGACAAUCCGUUACAUAACGACGAACAAAUAAAGCUGACAGACAAUUACGAGGCACUAUUAGCUCUGACGAACUUGGCAUCAUCGGAGACCUCUGAUGGUGAAGAAGUUUGCAAGCAUAUCGUAUCUACAAAAGUAUAUUGGUCCACGAUUGAGAAUCUGAUGCUAGACGAAAACGUUCCUUUGCAAAGAUCAACAUUAGAGCUCAUAAGUAAUAUGAUGAGUCAUCCAUUAACGAUUGCUGCUAAGUUCUUUAACUUGGAAAAUCCUCAGAGUUUGAGAAAUUUUAAUAUAUUGGUGAAACUUCUUCAGUUAUCCGACGUUGAGUCUCAACGAGCAGUGGCUGCUAUCUUUGCUAACAUUGCCACCACGAUUCCAUUGAUAGCUAAGGAACUGUUAACCAAGAAAGAACUAAUCGAAAAUGCUAUUCAGGUAUUUGCGGAUCAAAUUGAUGACAUUGAGUUAAGACAAAGGUUACUUAUGCUUUUUUUUGGAUUAUUCGAAGUGAUACCGGAUAAUGGCACUAACGAGGUGUAUCCGUUGCUGCAAGAAAAUCAAAAAUUAAAGGAUGCUUUAAAUAUGUCUUUAAAGAGAGGCGAUUCAGGACCAGAGUUUUCAGCGGCAAUUCCCGUUAUCCUUGCUAAAAUUAAAGUCUAA
Saccharomyces cerevisiae S288C is the source of this 2370-nucleotide messenger RNA. RefSeq names its product She4p (gene SHE4). The transcript has a single exon. NCBI's taxonomy places the organism in Eukaryota, Fungi, Ascomycota, Saccharomycetes, Saccharomycetales, Saccharomycetaceae. The coding region runs from base 1 to 2370 and encodes 789 amino acids. Gene Ontology annotation, cellular component: cytoplasm. The record is from RefSeq and is marked reviewed.